GCGCGGGCGCCAUGGAGUACCUGAUCGGCAUCCAGGGCCCCGACUACGUGCUGGUGGCUGCGGACACGGUGGCGGCCUCCAGCAUCGUCCAGAUGAAGCACGACCAUGACAAAAUGUUUAAGAUGAGUGAAAAAAUCUUACUCCUGUGUGUUGGGGAGGCUGGAGACACUGUACAGUUUGCAGAAUACAUCCAGAAGAAUGUUCAGCUCUACAAAAUGAGAAAUGGUUAUGAAUUGUCUCCUACUGCAGCUGCAAACUUUACACGGCGCAACCUCGCUGACUAUCUUCGGAGUCGAACCCCUUAUCAUGUCAACCUUCUCCUGGCUGGCUAUGACGACCAGGAAGGCCCUUCCCUUUACUACAUGGACUACCUGGCGGCUCUGGCUAAAGCUCCUUUUGCAGCACAUGGAUAUGGUGCAUUCCUUACGCUCAGCAUCCUUGACCGCUAUUACAAGCCAGGUAUGACACGUGAGGAAGCCGUGGAGCUCCUAAAGAAAUGUCUAGAGGAGCUUCAGAAACGCUUCAUCCUCAAUCUGGCUUCUUUCACUGCCCGGUUCAUUGACAAAGAUGGCAUCCACGACAUGGAAAAAAUACCCCUUCCAAAAGCGACGUCCUAACCUCUCAGAUCUUUCUUCAGCAGUCUCUGUCUUUUUUUUUUGUUCACUUCUGGGUGUUUUUCUAUUCACUUGGAGCACACAAGUCAUGUACUGCACUGGGAGAUUGAAUAAAGAUUGACAUUUAUAUAGCCA
Messenger RNA from Neopsephotus bourkii (Bourke's parrot), 749 nucleotides. It is a transcript of the gene PSMB2, whose product is annotated as proteasome 20S subunit beta 2. Gene Ontology annotation, biological process: proteasomal protein catabolic process. NCBI's taxonomy places the organism in Eukaryota, Metazoa, Chordata, Aves, Psittaciformes, Psittacidae. The coding region runs from base 12 to 617 and encodes 201 amino acids. Gene Ontology annotation, cellular component: proteasome core complex; cytosol; proteasome core complex, beta-subunit complex. Gene Ontology annotation, molecular function: peptidase activity. The record is from RefSeq and is a predicted model, not a curated record. The transcript has 7 exons.